UAAACCUCAUAAACCCUCCUCUACACUAGACUCUGGUGUAUAUAGACGUUAUAUUUACAUCUAUCUAUAUAUAUAUAUAUAUACAUAUAUAAAUUAGAGAGAGAGAGUGGCGAAAUUAGAGAGCGAAGAGAGUGAAAAUGGCGACCCAGUUCCCUGAUGAUUUCAAGUGUCCCAUUUCGUUAGAGAUAAUGUCGGACCCGGUUAUACUCUCGUCUGGUCACACCUUUGAUCGAUCGUCAAUCCAACGGUGGUUGGACGCCGGUCACCGGACCUGUCCAAUUACUAAACUUCCCCUCUCCGAACACCCUUCUCUCAUCCCUAAUCACGCCCUCAGGAGUCUGAUUUCAAACUAUACUCUCGUUUCUCUUCCCAAACCACAACCCCAACCAGAACCCCAAACCCUAAUCUCGACUCUGACAUACCCCUCUUCGCCAAUCGACUCCAAAAUCUGCUCGCUUGACCAGCUUACUCGUCUCUGCAAGCGUGACUCCGCUCUUCGCCGGCGGUUGACCGAAUCAGGUGCCGUGUCGGCUGUUCUCAACUGUGUUGAUUCAGAUGACCCGAUUCUACAAGAGAAAGCGCUUAGUUUCCUGUUGAAUCUGAGUUUGGAUGACGACAACAAGGUGGGCUUGGUGGCGGAAGGGGCAAUUGGCCGUAUCGUUGCCGCCUUGCACGGCGGGUCCCCUGAUUGCAGAGCGGUGGCGGCAACGAUGUUGACUAGUUUAGCAGUUGUGGAAGUGAACAAAGCCACAAUUGGGGCAUACCCAUAUGCCAUUAGAGCUCUGGUUUCACUUCUUCGGGACGGAAAUGGUCGUGAAAAGAAAGAGGCGGCGACGGCACUCUAUGCGAUAUGUUCGUUUCCGGAUAAUCGGAGACGAGCUGUGGAUUGUGGGGCAGUGCCGAUUUUGAUUGAGAUAGCUGAUAUGGGGCUAGAACGUGCCGUUGAAGUACUGGGCUUAUUGGCAAAGUGUAAGGAUGGUAGACAAGAGAUGGUGAAGUUAAAUGAUUGCAUACGAAUUUUGGUUCAUGUGUUGAAGAAUGGGAGCUCACGGGGUGUUCAGUAUGCACUGUUGACACUGAAUUCGCUUUGUUGUUACAGUGAAGCGAUGUGUUUGGAAGCUCUGCAAGAAGGGAUUUUUGAAAUUUGUUUGGGGCUGUUGGAGGAUGACAACGAAAAGAUUCGGAAAAAUGCUGCUAUUUUAUUUCAAGUUAUUCGAGGGAAGCAAUCGAUGGGCUGAUGCCUAAUCGACUUCAUUGUAGAAGAUUUUGGAUGGAGAAUGAAAUGAAAUGAAUCGGUUUUGAGGGCGGAAGUGUUGAUUAAGAUCUCUUCCAUCUUUGGAGGUGAGUUGGUUCUGUUUUUUGUUUGACAGAUUAUUAGUUUUUGUAAAAAAAAAAAAAAAAAACAAAA
Messenger RNA from Cornus florida, 1408 nucleotides. Its product is annotated as U-box domain-containing protein 8. The coding region runs from base 138 to 1238 and encodes 366 amino acids. Gene Ontology annotation, biological process: protein ubiquitination. The record is from RefSeq and is a predicted model, not a curated record. Gene Ontology annotation, molecular function: protein binding; ubiquitin-protein transferase activity. NCBI's taxonomy places the organism in Eukaryota, Viridiplantae, Streptophyta, Magnoliopsida, Cornales, Cornaceae. Gene Ontology annotation, cellular component: cytoplasm; nucleus. The transcript has a single exon.